This is a messenger RNA of Seminavis robusta, 1783 nucleotides long. The record is from the annotation of a GenBank genome assembly. Lineage: Eukaryota; Bacillariophyta; Bacillariophyceae; Naviculales; Naviculaceae.
AUCCUACGGACGGCAGUACAGACCAAUCGAUGAUGAGAAUACCCUCCAUUCCUCGAUCCCUCUGGUGCCGAAAGCUCCCUCCCUUGCAUUUGUUGGAUCUCAUUUGUUGUCUCUCCAGCAAUUGAAACCCGGCCCAAAGAAAGGACGACGAGAACGUUCUAUCACGCCAAAGCACAAGAGCCCAAGAUAGCAACCCAAUUCAGGCCCUCUCUUUACGAAUCGAAUCAUCUAUCAGUUCGGAGUAAAGUCAUCCGCCAACAGCCUUCCGAUCGUGGUCCAGUGAUAUAAUUCCGAUCAGCCGACUAUAAACAAAGCGCAACAAUAAGCAAACAAACGACGAAAAAGACAACAACAAGUGCAACAAGACAAGGCUAUUGCGUUCUGCCACCUCAGUCCUUUGAUUGCUACAACCAAUUCGAUUAUCCAAGUCACGAGGCCAGGUAUCUAGUAUCAUAAAAAAAUCCGAUACUGACCCAUUUAGCAAUUCUACCCUCGGAAAGAAACCAUCCAGCAACAGGACACUAUCUUCAGAAUCCACUAUCAUCAUGUCGGACAUUGACGAAGAUUGGGAAGAGUGGGACGGCAAGUCUCCCUUUUGGCAUCACUGUGUGGCGGGUAGCACUGCCGGUCUGGCAGAGCAUACCCUAGUUUAUCCAUUGGAUACCGUUCGAACCCACAUUCAGGUUUGUGCCAAUUGCAAGUUCUCGCCUUCGUAUCAACAACAGCAAGUCGUCAAGUCGACCGCCACGGCCAUGCAUCAUCCUUCCUCGCAAAUGCGUGGACGAAUGCCGCUGCCGCCACAACAAGGGAAAAGCCACACACUGCCGCAGGGCAUGUGGCAAACGAUGCGAUUUCUUAUGAGUGAACCAGCCGUCUUGGCAGACGCCGCAACCACUACUACGGCCGAGCCACCCAAGCCGGAAGGCAUUAUGCGACUGUGGAGAGGAGUCCAGACCGUCAUGAUUGGAUGCGUGCCGGCCCAUGCCAUUUACUUUUCGUCCUACGAAAUGGUCAAGGCGUUCUUCACCAAUAACGGCAAUGCCGAAUUGGCAUGGUACGGUGGUAUGAUGGCGGGAGCCACGGCAACACUGGGACAUGACAUGAUCAUGGCUCCAUUGGAUACCGUCAAACAACGUCUCCAAAUAGGACAUUACCGAGGUAGCAUGUCGUUUGCUCUACAGCAAAUGGUACAAAAGGAAGGCAUGGUAGCAUUGUACCGAAGUUUCCCCAUUACCCUCUUUGCCAAUUUGCCUUAUGGAAUGAUCAUGGUCUCCACCAAUGAAACACUCAAACAAAUGUGGACCGACAACAAUCAUCAACCGCUAACACUCUCCACCACGCUCAUGGCAUCCGCCGCGGCGGGCUUUGUGGCAUCGGCGGCCACGACACCCCUCGAUCGGAUCAAGACAUUGUUGCAAACACAACAAAUGGCACCGGCGUGUUGGCCGACACCACCGGCCCAUUGUCCGCAGAAAAUUAAUGUGGCAUCCGAAGAACGAGUCGUUCGGACGGGAUACCAAGCAUUGCAACACAUUCUGAAACAAGAAGGGGCCAUUGGAUUGUUCCGUGGACUGGUACCGAGAGUCAUGUCUCAUACACCGGCGGUCGCCAUUUCGUGGACUACCUACGAAACUGCAAAGUCGGUAUUGUGGAAAGUGACACAACAAUAGUAAUAAUGAAAGAAGAAGGAUUCGACGACGAAUACCAACCAGUGAAAGAUCCCAAGUUUUGAGACGAGAAUGCACGUAAAAAUAACUAAAGAUAAAGAGCGCAAAACAAUUAC